Conger conger (European conger) is the source of this 3129-nucleotide messenger RNA. RefSeq names its product discs, large (Drosophila) homolog-associated protein 2a (gene dlgap2a). Gene Ontology annotation, biological process: signaling. The record is from RefSeq and is a predicted model, not a curated record. The transcript is spliced from 13 exons. Gene Ontology annotation, cellular component: glutamatergic synapse; postsynaptic specialization. Bases 10 to 3129 code for a protein of 1039 amino acids. Gene Ontology annotation, molecular function: molecular adaptor activity. NCBI's taxonomy places the organism in Eukaryota, Metazoa, Chordata, Actinopteri, Anguilliformes, Congridae.
UGGGGUGACAUGAGCCGACCUGGGCUGAGUGGUGAAAAACCUGCAGAGUCAGACCUGGACCAGCAGUAUUCAUGGUGCUCAUCUCAGCACUUCGAUGAAGACAGAUACUCUUCCCCGCCACCUAGGAACAUGAAGGGUCUAUCCGGCAGCCGUACCCAACCCCAGAUCACCUCCGGGCACACCUGCGGCUUGCCAGAGUGCGAGCACGCCCACGACUACGGCCACCAUGGCCCCGACCCUCGGCCGUCCUACCUUCUCAGCCCCACGGAGAGCUGCCCAGCGGAGCACCACCGCUGCUCCCCCCGGAGCUCCAUCCACUCCGAGUGCAUGAUGCUGCCCGUCACCGUCUCCACCGACCACGUCUCCAGCAGCACCUUUCCCAGGAUGCACUACAGCUCCCACUACGAUGGGCCGCGGGACGACUGCGUCGUCUCGCACGUGUCCGGCGGCGGGGGGGGAGGGGGCGGGGGCGGCGGGAAGAUGAACCGCAUUCCCGCCAACCUGCUGGACCAGUUCGAGAAGCAGCUUCCUCUCCACCGCGACGGCUUCCACACGCUGCAGUACCAGCGCACCUCCACCACCGAGCAGCGCAGCGAGAGCCCCGGAAGGAUCCGCCACCUGGUGCACUCGGUCCAGAAGCUCUUCACCAAGUCGCACUCGCUGGAGGGCUCGUCCAAGACCAACGUCAACGGCAACAGCCACCACCAUGGCCACCACCACCAUGGCCACCAAAAGCACAGCAAGAGGAGCAAGAGCAAGGAGCGCAAAGCCGACGGCAAGCACCGGCCGGCCACCGGUUGGUGGAGCUCCGACGACAACCUGGACAGCGACAGCACGUACCGGACGCCCAGCGUCAUGAGCCGGCACUACGCCGACCACGUCGUUGGCCACUGCUACCCCGAGUCCAUGCAGAGCCAGUUCGGGGACCUCACGCUCAAGACCUCCAAGAGCAACAACGACGUCAAGUGCUCUGCCUGCGAAGGCCUGGCGCCGGCGGCCCCAGAGGGGAAGUUCAUGAAAAGGAGCUCCUGGUCCACACUCACCGUGAGCCAGGCCAAGGAGGCGUACCGCAAAUCCUCUUUAAACCUGGAGAAGCCCAUGAUGCCCCAGGACCUGAAGCCAUCCCUGAGGCCCUGCCAUUACCUGCAGGUUCCCCAGGAUGAGUGGGGGGGCUACCCAGGGAUCAACAAAGAUGAGGAGAUCCCUUGCCGGAGGAUGCGAAGUGGGAGUUACAUCAAAGCCAUGGGAGACGACGACAGCGGCGAGUCCGACACCAGCCCCAAGACCUCGCCCCAAAAGACCAUUCGCCCUGACGCCCUCAUAAAAUCUGUCCUGCAGAGGCCCCUCAUAGACCCUCAAAGUCAGAGCUCCCACCUGCAGACUGCUAGAGACCUGCACCCCAGUGUUACUCUGGACCCGUCUGUCAACUGCAACUCCCCCAAGUUCCGGUCCCGAAACCAGAGCUACAUGCGAGCGGUUAGCACCCUCAGCCAGGCCAGCUGUGUCAGCCAGGUGAGUGAAACCGAGUUUAACGGGCAGUUUGAAUCGGUGUGCGAGUCGGUUUUUAGUGAAGUGGAGUCGCAGGCUAUGGAGGCGCUGGAUCUCCCGGGGUGUUUUCGAACCCGGAGCCACAGCUACCUCCGUGCCAUCCAGGCCGGCUACUCCCAAGAUGACGACUGCAUACCCUCCAUGACGUCAUCUACCAUCACCUCCACCAUCAGGUCCACAACAGCGAUAACGUACACGCCCAGUUAUAAGAAGACCCCGCCCCCUGUCCCGCCCCGCACCACCUCCAAGCCACUCAUCUCCAUAACGGCCCAGAGCAGCACAGAGUCCACGCAGGACGCGUACCAGGAAGGCCGGCACCCCCAAGGGGCGCCGUGGCCCCAGGACAGCCUUGGAGAAGGGCUGUACAACUCCACCGACAGUCUGGACAGCACCAAGGCGGUCACCAUCGCCAUGGAGAUGGCGGCCAGCAACCGUCACCCGUCGACGGACAGCCACAGCUCAGUGCUCACGUGCGACAAGGCCGUCCUGGUGUCCAGGGCCGAGGAGUAUCUCCAGACCCCGCGUUCGUCCAUCGGGAUCCAGGUGGGUGGCGUAGAAACAGGGGAACACCCCCCCAGUAAUGCCCCUCUUUGCUUCCCAAAAUUAGCAGUGGAAACAGCCGCAGAUCCAGAGCCAGAGAGAAAACGUCCCACAGAAUACCAUUCUAUAGGGAUUCAAGUGGAGGAUGAGAAAAGGCUGGGCCGCUUCAAGCGCUCCAACAGCGUGACGGCGGCGGUGCAGGCCGACCUGGAGCUGGAGGGCUUCCCCGUAGCCACCGAGGACAAGGGCCUGCAGUUCGGCGGCUCCUUCCAGCGCCAGCAGCACUCGGAGCCCAGCACUCCCACCCCCUACGGCGCCGUGCGCACCGUACGCACCCAGGGCCUCUUCAGCUACCGCGACGACUACCGCGCGCCCGCAGAGCCGCCCAGCCCCCAGCGCCGGCCCCAGCCCUGGCUGCCCGACGCCCCCCAGGAGCCCCCCGACACGGGCCGCGUCUCGCCCGCCCCCCGCCGUGACGGCAGCUGGUUCAUGCAGCUGCUCCACACCGAGACCAAGAAGAUGGAGGGCUGGUGCAAGGAGAUGGAGAGAGAGGCAGAGGAGAACGACCUGGAGGAGGACAUUCUUGGUAAAAUUCGGAGUGCAGUGGGAAGUGCACAACUCCUCAUGUCUCAGAAAUUCCAGCAGUUUUAUUGGCUGUGUCAACAAAACCUGGAUCCCAGUGCCAUGCCCCGCCCCACAUCUCAGGACCUGGCUGGAUUCUGGGACCUACUGCAGCUGUCCAUUGGUGAUGUCACCACAAAGUUUGACAAACUGCAGCACAUUAAGAAUAACAAGUGGAUGCACAUCGAGAGCCCUGAGAAGAAGCAAUGCAGGAAGCCGCCACCCCCCGUACCAAAGAAGACCCUGAGGGGGAAGUCCGUGGCCCGGGACCGGUCGCUGGACCUUCCGGACAGACAUCGGCAGGAGGCUCGGCAGAGGCUAAUGGCCGCCAAGCGGGCAGCCUCCUUCCGGCAGAACUCGGCGACCGAGCGGGCGGACAGCAUCGAGAUUUACAUCCCCGAGGCCCAGACCCGUCUUUGA